UGUUCGGAAGAAAAACCAAGACGGAAAUCAAAAAGCAAACUCUACAACAACACUUGUGUAUUUGUGUAUCUCUCUGUCUAUCUGCAUAAGUAUUUGUAUCUGUCAGAACGCACGGCUGUCAGAACGUUCGUCGUGUAAAGUGCUUGAACAGCCAAAACAAAAGUGAAAGAUACGCCACUUGGCCACUUGUCAAAACAGUGAACGCAAGCAAUUUCUUAAAUUAACAAGAAAUUCAAACGCAAAGUGUGAAAUAUACCCUGGAAUUAUUCAAAAAUAAUAAAAAAACCAAAUUCAAUAAGAAAAUAUCAAAAUCAAGUUUUGCCGUCGCAUUUCUCUUGGAUUACUUUAACACAUCAGCCAGCUGCUGACACAUCUUGUUCAGCAUCCUCUGUGGAUUAUUCUAUUAGGACAAUCGCCAACAGCUCCGCUAUGGUUGUCUUGGAAGGCGGCGGUGGUGUUGUUACCAUCGGCAACAAUCAGUACUUACAACCGGAUUAUCUGGCUCCAUUGCCCACAACGAUGGAUGCGAAGAAGAGUCCACUGGCCUUACUGGCUCAGACCUGCUCACAGAUUGGCGCCGAUUCGUCGGCAGUGAAGCCGCUGCUGGCCGUGGACAAGAGCAAGAAGUCGGGCACCUGCUCCUCGUCUUCCACGUCGUCGAGCUCGUCGAGCAGCGCCGACAUGGCCACGGCCAAGUCGCCCAGCCAGGCCAAGUCGCCCAAGUCGAGCACGCCCAUUAGCAGCACAAUCGGCAGCACAAUUGGCAGCGAGGUGAAGCUCGCCUUCAAGCCGUACGAGACGAAUGUGCUCAGCCAACAGAACCAGAACAGCUUCAAGAGCAGCGCCAGCGAGGAGUUGCCGCGGCCCAGCUCUAAGAGCUCGACUGGCGCCCAGGAGCGCGUGCCAUCGCGCAACAAGUCCAAUGCCACGCCCACAGAUGGAUCACAGUCCAAGCCGGAGGCUUUGGCCACAACGCCACACGACGCCAGCCGCAAGACCGUCUCGCCCGCCGGCAGCUCGCAGCGCGGCGCCAGUCCGAUCGUGCGCUCGGGCAUGGAGGUGCUGAACAACGCCAACGGCACCGCUCAGCAUCCCAAGGAGAUGAGCAGCAUGGCCGCAGCAGCAGCUGCUGCGGCAGCAGCCUACAAGGCAGCCGGUCCAUAUGGUCUCAAUCCAUUGUCGGCGCUCUGCUGCCCGCCCGGCAUGGAGCAGCAUGCGAAUCCCGCCUUCCGGCCGCCGUUUGCCGGCGGCUUCUCGCAUCAUCAUGCGGCCAUGUUGGCCGCCGCAGCCAAUGGCGGCUAUCCGGGCGCCGGAGCCGGCCCGGCCGGACAGCCCAAUCCGUACAUCACCUACCAGCGCAUCAAGACGCCCGCCGGCGGCGAGGCCAUCGUGCCCGUCUGCAAGGAUCCCUACUGCCCCGGCUGCCCCUACUCCGCACACACGCAGCAAAUGCUGAUGGGCGCUCCCUGCCCCGCCGGCUGCACCCAAUGCGAGCACCAGAAGUAUGGCAUGGCCAUGGCCAGCGCCGGGCUCCAGCAAGCGCAUCCCUACUCCCAGGCAGCGGCUGCUGCCGCCGCCAACGCGGCCGCUGCUCGCUCUGCGCCCUACGUCUGCAGCUGGGUGGUGGGCGAUGCCUACUGCGGCAAGCGCUUCCAGACCUCCGACGAGCUCUUCACACAUCUGCGCACCCACACGGGCAACCUAUCCGAUCCGGCAGCCGCUGCCGCCGCGCUCGCCCAGUCGCAGGCUCAAUCGCUGCUCGGCACACUCUUUCCGCCCUCGGCACUGCGCGCCGGCUACCCAACGCCUCCACUCAGCCCCAUGUCCGCGGCCGCCGCGGCCGCCCGCUACCAUCCCUAUGGAAAGCCACCAGGCGCCAUGGCCGGCGCUCCCUCGCCCUUUGGCGCUGCAGGCGCCUUCAAUCCAGCCGCCGCAGCCGCUGCAGCUGCCCUGGGCCCCUACUACUCUCCAUAUGCCAUGUACGGGCAGCGCAUGGGCGCAGCUCAUCAAUAAGAAACUGGAGAUACCAAAUAAAGAGAGAAGCGGAGAGAGAGGCGAGGAAGUUAAAGACGCUGGCAGCGGCGUUCGCUGUUCUGUGAUACUAAACUGUAGAUUUGUCGAGGCGCUAGUUACGUUUAAGUUUCGGAUUAACCCACAGAUGCAACAACAACAACAACAAAAACAACAACAACCACAACAAAGAAUCCAAAAGCAACAACUUAAUUAUAUAUACACCAUAUAUUCUCGAGGAGUAAAGGAAUUCUGUUAAAUCAAACAUUUGUUUUGCUUUGUUUUGUUAAUUCAUUUUUAUAUUUUGUAAGGCAUAAAAAGUUUGUUCUCAAAGUUCAACCAAAGUUUUCUCUGACUUCCAGUUCUAGCGCGAUCUAUAUGGAUCGCAUAUGUAUAUCGUAUGAAAAUCGUAUGUUUAUCAGGUUUUGUUUACACGCCCUAGCGAUACUUAAGCUUUGUUUAAUUUUAGUUCUUGUUUAGGUCCUAACUUAGUCUUAGCUAUUCGCAUAUAACUAUGGAUA
Molecule: messenger RNA, 2531 nt
Organism: Drosophila hydei
Lineage: Eukaryota; Metazoa; Arthropoda; Insecta; Diptera; Drosophilidae
Gene: noc
Product: zinc finger protein Noc
Exons: 2
Coding region: 430-2013 (527 amino acids)
Biological process (GO): negative regulation of DNA-templated transcription
Cellular component (GO): nucleus
Source: RefSeq, a predicted model, not a curated record